This is a messenger RNA of Rosa rugosa (rugosa rose), 2583 nucleotides long. RefSeq lists its product as uncharacterized. Lineage: Eukaryota; Viridiplantae; Streptophyta; Magnoliopsida; Rosales; Rosaceae. The transcript has 7 exons. The coding region runs from base 1 to 2583 and encodes 860 amino acids. The record is from RefSeq and is a predicted model, not a curated record.
AUGGAUAAAUCUUGGAUUAACAAAUAUAGGGAUACUUUAAAGUAUGAAUUGGGUGUUGAAAACUUCUUGCUUUUUGCUGAAGAGAAUGCUAGUAACCCUAAGAAAAUUCACUAUCCUUGCUCAAAAUGUGUAAACUUCAAAGAGAAGUCAAUUAAAGUCAUUAGGGGACAUUUGUAUGCUUAUGGCUUUAGUUUGAGCUACACAAACUGGAUGUGGCAUGGAGAACCUACUUUGUCCUCCUGUGCUAGUGCACCUAGUGGUUUAGGCAUACCUCAAAACCCUCAUUUUGGUUAUGAAACUAUUGAUAUUUGUCAAGUAGCCUUUAAUGAAGGUGAUUAUGAUGAGGAGUCCUAUGAGUUCAAUAAGUUUGUUGAGGAAGCAGAAAGAUCAUUAUUUGAGGAUAGUGAACACACCAAGUUAGAUGCAUUGGUGCAACUUCACAAUUUGAAAGCUAGAUUUGGUAUGAGUGAUACUUGUUUUUCUGAGUUACUUGCCACUGUUGGGUCUUUGCUUCCAAAAGAUAAUGUACUGCCUCAAACUCUAUAUGAGGCAAAAAAAACCCUCACCAAUUUGGGGCUGCAAUAUGAGAAAAUACAUGCAUGUCCUAAAGACUGCAUAUUGUAUAGGAAAGAGUUUUCUGAUGAAACCACUUGCCCCAAGUGUGGUGUCUCUCGUUGGAAGUUAAAGAAAGAUAAAACUGUUAACGUGGGAUUUAAGCGCAUGUUUAAAUCUGCUACAAUUGCUGAAAUGCUUACCUGGCAUGAUGACAAGCGACCUAAAGAUGGAUACAUGCGCCAUCCAGCCGAUUCUCCUGCUUGGAAGUUGGUUGAUUAUAAGUGGCCGGAAUUUGCUAGUGAAUCAAGAAAUCUUAGGUUGGCAUUGUCAGCAGAUGGUAUUAAUCCACAUAGCUCUAUGAGUAGUAGAUAUAGUUGUUGGCCACCGGGAAAUGACAUAAAUAUCUACUUAGAGCCAUUGAUUGAUGAUCUGCGAACUUUAUGGGAUGGUGUUAAUGAUGUGUAUGAUGCACAUACGAAAGAGUACUUCACUCUUAGAGCAGUUUUGUUGUGGACUAUUCAUGACUUCCCUGCAUAUGGAAACUUAUCGGAGUGCACCACUAAAGGGUACAAAGCAUGUCCAAUAUGUGGUGACAAAACUUUUGCCAUACAUUUGGCCCACUAUAGGAAGAUGUCUUAUGGUAGCCACUAUAGUGUUGCUGCUUGCUUAGAUAUGCUUCAAAUGGGUGUUAGACAUAAUUUGGGUCUGAAAAUUGGGGAGAAAAGAACAUAUUUUCCUGCUGCCCCGUAUACUUUGUCGAGGGCAGAGAAGAUAAAAAUGUGCACUUCUCUAUUGUUCAUGAAGGUUCCUGAUGGUCAUUCAUCAAAUAUAAAAAAUUUGGUGUCCAUGGAUGAUUUGAAGUUAUAUGGUUUGAAGUCUCAUGAUUGCCACAUGUUGAUGCAACAAUUGCUUCCGGUGGCCAUUCGUUCCGUGCUUCCCAAACAUGUUAGAAUUUCUAUAAUGAGGCUAUGCUUCUUCUUUAAUGCUUUGUGCACUAAAGUAGUUGAUGUAUCAAAAUGGAUGUACCCUUUUGAGCGUUUCAUGAAAGUAUUGAAGGGGUAUGUUCGCAAUCGGUUUCAUCCUGAGGGUUGCAUAGCUGAGAGUUAUCUUGGUGAAGAAUCUAUCGAGUUUUGCUCAGAGUUUUUACAAGAAUGUAGUACAAUUGGAGUUCCUAAGGGACCAUGUAAGCUCUCUGGCCCACUUUCUGGUGCGAAAUUGAAGUCAUUGGCUGAAGAAGAGAGAGACCUGGAACAUCUUCAUGUACUGUCCAAUAAUGCUGAAGUGGAUCCAUAUAAGACCACACACAAGAAGAUUUUCGAACAGCUUUACGUGGGGAAAAAGAAGAGUAAAAAGUGGCUAUUGGAUGAGCACAAUUGUACCUUUGCUGAAUGGUUUCAAUCCAAGGUGUCGGCUAAAAUUAAGGAAAGGUCUAACGGUGUUUCACAAGCAUUGAGGUGGUUGGCUGGAAAACCAAGUUUUACAGUGUUUACUUAUGAAAGGUAUCGAUAUAAUGGAGUUAAAUACUUCACAAAGCAGCGGGACAAUGCUAGAGUUGUCCAAAAUAGUGGUGUGACUUUAGUUGCAAAGACGAUGCAAGUUUCGAGUGCCAAGGAUAAAAAUCCGGUUGAGAGUGAUAUGACAUUUUAUGGGGUUAUUGAAGAGAUUUGGAAGCUCGAUUAUCAUGACUUCAAAGUUCAUUUUUUUUAUGUAGAUGGGCAAAGAAUGAAAAAGGAAUUAAACAAGAUGAGUUUGGUUUUACGCUGGUCAACCUUAAUCGGCAGGGCCAUAAGAAAGACAAGUUUUGCCUUUGCUGGUCAAGUGAAACAAGUUUUUUAUGUGGAAAAUCCUCUUGAUGUCGAGUGGUUAGUUGUAAUGACGACCCCAAAUAGAGAUUAUUGUGAUUGUUUAUAUGAAGAUGAUCUAGGGGACACCUCUAUGGAACAUCAACCAUUUUGUGCGGAAAUACCUUUGCCUUGUGAUGAAGAUGAGAAUAAGGCUGAUGCAACUUAUACGAGAGAGAAUGUUUAG